CAUACUCAUACCUCCACAGAAAGUCAGAGAAACUCAACAAGAACAGACACAGGCACCAACACCCACAGAUUCACACCACAGACAGACUCAGAGCCAGUAUGGGAGACCUGCAGAUCGAGAUGCUCCAUGGUAAGGACCAGGGAUCGCAGCUCCUCCACCACCCAGACAGGGUAACGGUAGAAGGGCUUAUCCAUCAGUCUCUGGAGGCCAAGGAGUUUUCCUACUGUCCCUACAGCAAUUUCAGGGUCGGGGCUGCCCUCCUGGCCCACGAUGACAGAGUGUUCACAGGUUGCAAUGUGGAGAACGCGUGUAACAACCUGGGUGUGUGUGCAGAGAGGAACGCCAUCGCUAAAGCAGUGUCAGAGGGACGCCGUAGCUUCAAGGCCAUCGCUAUCGCCAGUGAUUUACAUGACCAGUUCAUCUCACCAUGCGGUGGCUGCAGACAGUUCAUGAGAGAGUUUGGGGCCAACUGGGACGUGUACCUGACCAAGCCAGACGGCUCAUUCAUAGAGAUGAAAGUCAGCGAGCUGCUUCCUGUCUCCUUCGGUCCAGAAGACCUAUCCAUGAAGAAAGUCGUCAAGAUCCCCAACGAGUAUUAACCCGUUAUAACAACCACUGGAGGGGGGGGGGGGGGGAUAAGCAGGUGUGUCCAAUUUUAUACUUAAGUUUAAAAUUAUCUAUAUAUUUUACACAAAUCUUUGAUAUAAGGUAGAUUGGGGGUAACGGGAUGGAGAACUCCAAUCCAGAAAAAUGACAUUUUAUGUAGCACGUGAGGACUGGACAGUAGUGCUAUGUCAACAAUGUAUAUUUAUGCAUUUUCAUUGUUCAUGUGUAAUCGAGAUUUCAGUAUGUUAUUGACAGUACAUUGAUCAAUUUGUAUCCAUGUAUAAUAUUUUGUCACACUUUGCUGGUAUCUUUAUUCCACAUCAAUCUAUUACUGUGAGUGAUAAAGAUUUAGAAAAUGUUUAUUAAUGUUAGGAAGCAUAGUUACAUCAAAUAAAUAACAGCACAUCAAAUAA
Molecule: messenger RNA, 1019 nt
Organism: Oncorhynchus nerka (sockeye salmon)
Lineage: Eukaryota; Metazoa; Chordata; Actinopteri; Salmoniformes; Salmonidae
Product: cytidine deaminase-like
Exons: 4
Coding region: 99-599 (166 amino acids)
Cellular component (GO): cytosol
Molecular function (GO): cytidine deaminase activity; zinc ion binding
Source: RefSeq, a predicted model, not a curated record